Messenger RNA from Micropterus salmoides (largemouth bass), 1573 nucleotides. Its product is annotated as hepatocyte growth factor receptor-like. Lineage: Eukaryota; Metazoa; Chordata; Actinopteri; Centrarchiformes; Centrarchidae. The record is from RefSeq and is a predicted model, not a curated record. Gene Ontology annotation, biological process: positive regulation of kinase activity; multicellular organism development; cell migration. Gene Ontology annotation, molecular function: transmembrane receptor protein tyrosine kinase activity; ATP binding. Gene Ontology annotation, cellular component: signaling receptor complex. Bases 18 to 512 code for a protein of 164 amino acids. The transcript is spliced from 3 exons.
AAGUGGCAGACUUUGGCAUGGCCAGAGAUGUUUUUGAUAAGGAGUAUUACAGUAUUCAGGAUCACCGGAAGGCUAAGCUGCCAGUCAAGUGGAUGGCCAUUGAGAGUCUGCAGACACAGAAAUUCACCUCCAAAUCCGAUGUGUGGUCCUUUGGUGUUCUGAUGUGGGAGAUGCUGACCAGAGGAGCGAGCCCCUACCCAGAGGUUGACCCUUAUGACAUAACACAUUUCUUACUGAAGGGCAGAAGGCUUCCCCAGCCUCAGUACUGCCCUGACCCUUUGUAUAGCAUUAUGCUUCAGUGCUGGGACCCUGAUCCAGAGAUGAGGCCUAGCUUUGCUACACUGGUGUCGGCUGUCUCUACCAUCCUGUCUGGCCUGGAGGGAGAACACUACAUCAGUCUGAAUGUCACCUACGUCAACCUGGACCAGCCUCGGCCCUACCCCGCCCUCACAGAGUCUGCUGACGAAGACGAAUCCACAGAUAUUGAAGACUCAGGCUCAGUCUCUUCCUGAUCCACUCCUCUUCCUCUCUCGACUUAGACUUCUUAGUCUUCUUAGACUUCUUCCUCUUAGACUGGUAUCGGUGCUAACAGCAUGAGCAAAGAAACAAACAAACCCAAAACAAAACUCUGCUAGGUUACAACACGUUUCUUACUACCUGAAACAGAGAUACUGUUUGGGUGCGUGAAAGUGGUAGUAAGAUGCCACACCAGCCAUAUUGGAGGUCUGUCACUUUCAACAAUAGCUGAGUAAAAUGUGAACUUCCAAACUUGGUCAGAUAUUGAAUAGACAUUCAAUCUCUGUGUUAUUUUUCACUGCUAACAAUAAAUGUCACUGUUGAUACAUCUAAUCUAGUUUUGUAGUUACAGCUUGUUAGCCAGCCAAACAAAACACGCCUUGUUGUUAACACUUCCUAUGUACCCAUUAAUUGGCAUUUCACUGGUUUGCUAAAUCACGCUGCAGGUUAGCUAGCUGGACAACAAUGGUAAAAACAGAGUUUGUUGAAUUAGGGUCUUCUAACACCACCGUAAUGUGCAAAGAAAGUCACAUGCCUGGGCUAAAUGGUAACAAAAUCUUACUCAUUGCUGAACAGACCUGUUCCAAAACUACAGGAGUCUUUUUCAGAUAUUUGUUUUUCUUUUCUUGCCCAGCUAGUAUUAAUGUAGUCAUUAUAAAUGCUUGCCAUGUAAUUUUAUCCAUGUCUAACAGUGUUGGCUACAGUAUUGAGGAAAGGAGUCACAAAAGUAGUUCUACAAUGCAAACAAGUUAAAUCUAGAGGCUUUCUACUACCUACAACAUAGUGUACUGUUACAGCAGCAGAGCCCAUGUGUAUAUACGUUUAGGUAUGACAAUCACACAUUUGCUUUUAAUUCUUUUGCAGUGUAGUGAUUGUACUGUGUAUUUUGGAUCAUACCUUUUGUAAGGCAGAAUGUUGACCACAAUGCUCUGAAUGCUUUGUAUUUCUGACACACUGUCUUUGAGAUAAUGUGUAAUGAAUUAAAAUAUUUAUUUGUUUAUAGAUUUGUUCUCAUGCUGUGGACUUUAAGUAAAAAUGAGAAUUUAUGCAAACUCUG